This is a messenger RNA of Bombyx mandarina (wild silkworm), 1171 nucleotides long. It is a transcript of the gene Cbl, whose product is annotated as E3 ubiquitin-protein ligase CBL. The record is from RefSeq and is a predicted model, not a curated record. Gene Ontology annotation, cellular component: membrane raft; plasma membrane. Gene Ontology annotation, biological process: cell surface receptor signaling pathway; negative regulation of epidermal growth factor-activated receptor activity. Gene Ontology annotation, molecular function: calcium ion binding; phosphotyrosine residue binding; SH3 domain binding. Lineage: Eukaryota; Metazoa; Arthropoda; Insecta; Lepidoptera; Bombycidae.
AUGGCGCCUGUUUGUCUGGCGUCCCUUUCUCUCACGCACACGACAGCGGAUUGGGCCGAAUUCAAUGCUGCGACGUCUACGAUAGACGCGUUACGUCCGUCUGUCCGAUCGCCCGGUGCGUCCCCGCGACACUCCCCCCGCGCGUCCCGCCGCACCCCCGCGCCCGCAGAGAACGCGUACGGGGAACUCAGGGCCCCCCCUCUGCCCCCGCGGAAGAGCCUCUCGCCCGCCGAACCGGCUAUCGCAGCCGCGUCCAGUGUACAAGACAUAGCUACUGCUAGCGCAUUGGAGCCCAAGAGGAGAUCGUCUUUAGAGCCAGAACCUGACGCCCGGCAUCGUUUGACUUCCAUCAUAACAGGGUCCACGGAAACAAUCACCGGUGUCAUUGACACAAGACACGAGACUCCACCUGACCCACGUGCCUUCGAGAAGCCACGAAGGGCUUGCACCCCUCAGUCUAACAGCCGACCUCUCCCGGCCCCGCCCCCCGAGAGACCCGCAGACGACCGGCCCCCCUUAACGGAACGCAACGCCCCCGACCGACCAGAAAAACAAGAGAAACCGGAUAAUCGGCAACCGGAAACCCGACAUCCGGAUCGAAUGCUAAUACCCGAAAGGGUUCCUAACGACAGACACCAAGAGCUCCCCAGGCCUCCGGAUAGAACGGAUAAACCUGACAGAAUACAAUCGCAAGAGCGCUUAGAACGAGCGCACACUUCGCUGGAGAAGCCCGGUAAUACCGAAACCAGGUAUUACGAGAGGGAGGUUAGGGCCCCUCCCAGACAGAGGUCGCUGCCAGCUAGUACGAGUGGUAGCACGGACCAGCCGCCAAAGUCGACCACGAUGCCGAAGUUCCCUUCGGAGGACGUCAAGGAUCCGCCAUACGAAAAUGUAGGCGUCGAGAAAAACGAAUUGGCCGUGGCACCAAAGAAAAUAAACCCCCUAACCCACGACAAGCACGGUCGCAAGUACGGAGACAAUGUCUCGUACGAAAACAUUAACUUGGACUACAUAGCGCGGCUGGUGGGCGAGGGUUACCCCAAAGAAAUCGUGGUCCGCGCUCUGGGCAUUACCAGAAACGACCUGGAAAUGGCCUGCGACAUCCUACACGAGUUCGGAUCUAAAGCGACCAAUAAAUGCUAGGGGUUGCGGGACUCAUUCGAAAACCGAU